UGUAAAAAUUGUUUCAUAAAAACAGGCCUUAUAGAAAAUUCCGGUGCUUGGCGCUGCAGUCGCAACGGAGUCGCUAGAGUCGCGUUUUUACGAUCGGCUGACGGUCGUUUCAACAUUCUGAACAUUUUGUUACAAUUUUCUUAUUCCGAGUAACACAUUUUUCAUCCGUACUCGAUUUUACAAAAGUCCAUGGUAUCACAACAGUGAGAACCAUAUUUAGUGUUCGUUUAUUCGACGUUUAAGUCGCAAAAUAUGUGGUUAUUGUACUUUUAUUAAUUUUCACGGUUAUCGCCAUCUUAGUCUGUCAUCAAACCUUUCGAACCAAAAUUUCAGUGUUUCUUAAUUUACAGUUGACUGUGUUUUACAAGACUAUUUUCUCACGAAAAAACAAUAAAUUAUUCUUUCGUAUCGUGAAGAACAUUGCACAGUGAAUUCGCAACCGUGAUCGGUUCGUCUUCGACGUGUACAUCGAGGCAUCCUGCACUUCUUUAGGGAAGUGGGAUGUUACACUGAAGAGUGGAGGAUUCCUCCAUGGACCGUUCUCAAGAGUAAGUUAAGUCGUUUUUAUAUUGCUGUAAAUAAUUUUUUUCUCUUUAUACACGCACGAACUUAAAACGCAUUUGCACGAGACCGAAUUGCCACGCCUUGGGCAACUAGUUAUUAACCGGAAGUAAAUUAUCUUAAUUCGUUUCUGAAAGAUUUUGCGGAACCAACGACCAUGACGACGAUGGUGAUGCAAGAAAAUAGAAACCAUUGGUAGAAUGACGGCCAUGACACAGGAAGAAAUUGUGGCUGGUGCCAGGACGGUUGCCCAAGGAUUGGAAGCCCUUCAUUUGGAACAUGGAGGGCUUCUACAAGGACUGCAGUCGCAGGAUACACCAGUUGCAAGGGAUAAAGCCAGUUUGCUAUCGAAGAACAUUGAGAUGAUAGAACUGGGUCUUGGUGAGGCUUACAUUAUGAUAGAACUUGUCAACCACCUACAAACAGUAGAGGCUGAAAAACAAAAGCUUAGGACCCAAGUUAAAAGGCUAUGUCAGGAAAAUGCUUGGUUAAGGGAUGAGUUGGCUGGAACUCAGCAAAAAUUACAAGCCAGUGAGCAAGCAGCAGUCAAAUUAGAAGUAGAUAAGCAACAUUUACAAUAUAUGGCAAGUCUGAAACAGUAUGAUGCAGAUUCAUCUGCUGAUGAUGAAAAUGCUAAAGACAGACCAAAAGCUGAUCCUGUAGUUGAUUUGUUCCCUGAUGACGACGCGGACGACCGAAAUAGUAAGUCGAUAUUGCCGACACCACCAUCACAGUUAGCACAACAAGUGAAUGCCGGGUAUGAAAUACCUGCACGCUUACGUACGCUGCACAAUUUGGUUAUACAGUACGCGAGUCAAGGCCGUUAUGAAGUAGCUGUACCUCUAUGCAAGCAGGCAUUAGAGGAUCUGGAGAAGACAUCCGGACACGAUCACCCUGAUGUCGCAACUAUGUUGAAUAUCCUCGCUUUAGUAUACAGAGAUCAAAAUAAAUAUAAAGAGGCGGCGAAUCUAUUGAACGAUGCGUUGGCCAUUCGCGAAAAGACGCUCGGAGAAAAUCACCCUGCCGUUGCCGCGACAUUAAACAAUUUAGCCGUUUUGUAUGGCAAACGAGGCAAAUACAAAGAGGCUGAGCCGUUGUGUAAACGAGCCCUCGAUAUUCGAGAAAAAGUUCUGGGUCGUGAUCACCCGGACGUUGCAAAGCAACUGAAUAAUCUCGCGUUACUCUGUCAGAACCAGGGUAAAUACGAUGAAGUAGAACGUUAUUAUCAACGAGCGCACGAAAUUUACGAAACCAAACUAGGCCUAGAUGAUCCUAAUGUCGCGAAAACGAAAAACAACUUAGCGUCGUGUUAUCUGAAACAAGGCAAAUACAAAGAUGCAGAAGUUUUGUAUAAACAAAUACUAACUAGAGCACACGAGAAAGAAUUUGGUGCUAUUUGUAGCGAUAAUAAACCAAUUUGGCAGGUCGCGGAAGAAAGGGAAGAAAAUAAACAUAGGAAUAAAGAGAAUACCCCAUAUGGAGAGUAUGGGGGCUGGCAUAAAGCUGCUAAGGUAGAUUCACCUACAGUCACAACUACUUUAAAAAACCUUGCUGCGUUAUACCGAAGACAAGGAAAAUAUGAGGCGGCGGAAACUUUGGAGGAUUGUGCUAUGAGGUCACGAAGAGAGCAGACAUUGGACUUCGUGAAACAGGGAAAGGUGGCGCAGAUUUUAGGAGAAGAAAAAGGACCGACAAGGCGCGGUUCGCGAUCCAGUUUAGCCAACAGUGAACACGAGCAACACGACGAGGGCUCGCUGCCGCUGGUACAAAGGGCGCUACAUGAAGGACAGUCUGGCCACCACGACGCUAGUCCUAACAAACCCGGUUUUAAAAACAAGAUCUUUCAAGCUUUCGGGAUUCACUCUUCCACGUAGGAUAUUCGUCUGUAGCGUUACCUGUCGUUCAAUUAUGCUCGAUCACACAAACGACUUUCAGUCGCGUCGCUGAAAGUUUUGUGCCGUUAGGACGAGAGAGAAUAUUUAAAGAAGUACGCAUGUUUGAGAGAACAUUACGUUUAGGUAUUUGUUUUAAAAUUUCAUAAUGGUGUAACCCAAACCGCUGAGGAACGUUACGAUCGUGCGAGAAUGUCCUUAAAAGAUUCCUCUAAAGUGCAAGCAUUUAUUAGGGACGUAUAGUUGGACGUAGGAGUGGGCCUUCGGCAAUUUUUGGGCAUUCGAUAGUUUCCGGCAGCCGGUGUUUCCGAUGAUACGACGAAAGCACAUUACUGCACAUUCUUUUAUUACAUUUACAAGUAUUUCGAUAACCGUUUGUUGCUACUUCCAUUACCCUUUUUGGACAAGUAUUGCGUAGAAAAGUACAGCCUUUACAAAUCACUUCCACUUGUAAGCCAUGAUAAUAAUGCUCCUUUAAUUUCGUUGUUCCCUUUUGUUUCGUCUUGUUUUUGAAAGACCAUGGAUCUGUAUUUUUAAAUAUUAAUCCAAAUUCAAUGGAGGUGCUUUCUAUGAAGCAUUUUUAUUUUUCACGUUGCAUUAUUUGUAAUAUUUAACUAUUGAAACUUUUUACGCUUGUAUCAUACACAAUCAUGUUAACGAGCAGAUAGAAUAAAAAAUGCUUCCAGAAAUAGUUAUUUUCUUAAAGAAACUAUAUAGUUAUUGUUUCACGUGUUCUUCUUGGCUUGACAGAAAGAUACCGCGAUGUAAAUGAAUUGAAUGGACAUUUAUAAAUUCAAGUAUCGUUUUUUAUAUUCGUUAUUUUUCGUAAGCCAAAACACACGAUGAAACUGCGCACACGAAAUUAUAUGUAGCCAAUUUUAGCAACAGCUUUGCUUAACUAUAUAGUUCAGUAUAGAUUUGCAAAGAUGACAGUUUAAGAUAAUCGAUGUGCAGAGAAAAUUAAUAACGCUAUAAUUACGGUUUAAUACUUGACAAACAUUAAUAUUCUCUGUGUAAGAGGUUUUUACGAUAAUCUUGUGUACAGUUUACUUUGAUUUUUAACAAAUGUGCAGUCUUCUUCUAGCUUGAGAUGACUCGUCGUCGGUUUUACAUUCGCCUAUUUAACAAUGUGUUUUAAUUUACAUUCUUUUAAACGAAAGUUUUCUCACUUAGGGUUACAUUGAUUGUGUCCUACUUUUUAAUACAGGUGUGAGGUGUCUCGAAGCUCAUGUAAUAUUCAAAUUCUUCCCUUGAAAGUAUUAUGUAUUUUUUAAGAAAUGGAUGCAACUCGUGCAAUUCAUUAUGUUAUAUAUUUAUACGCAUAUAAUAUAUUAUAUAUUCUUAAACGAUUCUCAUUUGUGCGACAAAUGAAUGAAAAGCUGUGUUGCGGAUCUAUUUUGACAGAUCUCAAGAGCGUAAGAAGGGUAAUUUUAUUCAUUCGGGGCACCUUGUAUCACUUUCUUUUUUCAUCUUUUAUACAUUACGAAUAGACUGCGAAUAUUUGUACAUUUAUAAUGUAUCUAAGUAUGCAAAGAAAUCAUGUAAACUUUGUAGACUUCAGUAUAUCAUAAAUGCAUAAAUAUCCGCGAUCAUCGAACUCCUAUUUAGAUAAUGAAAUUGUUACAUUACAUUCAAUUCUACGUUGUAAUGAAACUGCAAUCGGUAAUUGUGAACUGGAUUAUUUAAUAUAAGUAGUGCCUUGAGACUUUAACUGAGAGCGAACAAAUAAAUUAUUUUCUAACUGUAUAAGAUUCUAGUUGUUAUUCCGCUCGUGAUGUUACGUGACCCUUGUGGAAUUAAUAUUCAGUGUCCGUUUGUUCUUUUUUCUUUUGUUAUCGUCAGUUAGGCCUCUUUUGUAUAAAACGAAUGUGUAUAACACAGGUUUGCAUCAUUAAUUUUCCUCGCACGCAUUUGUGUUUUUUAACCACCAUUGUUACCAGUCGUUUUUCGAUAUCUGCGUUGUCGUUUUGUUUCGCUUUGAUUUGAGUACUCUGCGGGCCGGGACUUAGAUAAAGGAUGUCACCGGAGUACAAUCUCGUCUGGACAACAUACGGGACAGAAAUGACCGAUUUCUGGAGCAGGACAAUGUUUCAUUCACUCGCAAUAAAGGAUACUAUGUAAGAGAUAUGUAACGGGGAACGAUAAGUUUGGAUGAUAAAAAGGGCUCUGCAUUGUUUGCGUAAAACAUUGUCUGAUGUCCAUUCUGUUUGGAUCGUUUAACCGUGUACAGCACAUUCCAGCUGCUUUUCUUCUCAAUCAGGCGUAACGUUAACGAAGUGCUCACGUUGCUCGUUUCAACGCGGGAACCCAAUCACGACUAGCAACUGAAUUUGGAAACAGGAAAGAAGGCAUAUCGCUCCACUCUGCUUGGGAACGUGAAUCAAAAUCCGAGGGCAGGAGAUCUAUACAAUUACACUGCAGAAAGUUACAUUGACCUAACCAUAAAAAUCAGGAUGUAUUCAAUCACUGUUCUCCGUGUUGUACAGAGAGCGAUAAACAAACAAAAGUUUCUUCAAACAGGCGUCCAUUUUGCAUACACAUAUCUUUCUUUUUCGUUGAGCAUACCAUAGUUCAAACGACGCGACAACGUGUAAUCAUUCCACGAGUUCUAGCUUUUUGGUCGAUUAUUCAAAAACAAGAUGAUUUACAUAUAACUUAAGGAAUGUUUGUAUGUCGCUUAGCAUUACAUGUACUCUUACACAGUGAUGGGCAAACUAUGCCUGCGAGGAGGUGUCACGCACAUCAAUGCAGUACGUACUGUGCACGUCCGUGCCCGUGAGGCUCCGGCGGGCACCUGAUCUGCCCAUCGCUGCUCUUACAUACCAUGCAUGUUAGGAUUAUGCGAAAUUAUCAUCGUCAUACUCAAGAAUAAACAAGUGUAACGCGCCAGGGGAGAAUCGCGUUUUCUCUUUUUCAUUCUUGUUCCGUCUGGAGUCCAAUAAUACAAAGUAAAAUGGCGCGUGUAGUGGAAAGAGUUAAUCUGCCGGCGACGUUGAUUUCUUUGUCCUAUUUAUAAUCGUACGCAUAACAAAAAGGAAAGAAUACUUAUAUAAUAUACUAUAUAAUAUACUUAUGUAUUCGCAAUAUUUAAUUUAUUCUAUGCGUUCUAUUCGUCGCAAUUAAGAUAUUAAGCAUGACGCAUAUUUGUAUUAUAGUUACCGCGAUAAAUUAUUUCGUUUCUGCGGAAACUUUCGUUUCUGUUUUUAUUCGUUUUCUAAUCCCGUCGGGACGCGAAACAAGGAUUCCUUUUAUAUCCGCGUUUAUGUAAAUCCUGAAACGUAUGCUUUAAAGCCAAGGAUCAUUGUAACCGGCUGUGAAUGUGAACUAUUUAAACAGUCUGAAAAUUGCGUUCGAUUUUUAACAGUAGCUACGACAAUACAGAAAUGAUGAUCGUUUGAAUUAGCCGAGUCCUACAUCUGAGUUCUACCUGCUAGAAUCUCGGGUUUUUACGCGUUGUACAACUCUUUCAUUGUAACAUUGUGUAAUGAGUCACAUUUGAAGCCAUUAUAGCGAGGCUAUAGUUUGUUACGUAAUAAAUGAAUAGAACUUUUAUGAAGCUUCUAAAUUAUUGUCAUGAAUUGCUGGAAGAAAUAAUUAUACUUGGCUGUAGGCUUUUGAAAGAAAGGGCUUCUUUGAAGGAUCUUUAAGUUAUUGAAUUUCAUCAUUUCUAAACUAAAUCUGAAAAUUUAGAUCAACAGAAGCCUACAACGCCAUUCUAUAGUUGCUUCCAUAAUUCAGAAGGGGCAACUAUAGCUGUUAGAGUAGACUCGAUCUUAACAACGAAAAAUAAAAUUCAAUAGUUAUUAAACAAUGCUAAUCGCUUAAUAAAAUAAUUCUCAAGUUCUAUUCGCAUGCAAGACUCGUUAAAAAUUCAAAGCUUCGAAAGAAAUUGGACUGGUCUAGUUCAAAUUUUAGAAUUGCACCCGGGUCACGGAUGUACGAUUAUCAUUUUACAGUCGUAGCGACGAUAGCUCGUUUUCAUUCUGCGUAAUUAUUUAAGCAGCACUUCAUUUUCUCAUCGUUUGAUCCUGCGUUCAUUUAGAAAUCGUAGAAAUUCUCAUCCGAUCAUCCUUUUUUACACUUGUCAUACUUUUCGUGUGCUGUUAUCUUGGAAAAUGAAUCAUGCAUUUAUUGAUACGCAUAUUCUGCGCCUGAGAGCUUGAAGGCCUAGAAAAUAUCAGCUUUCGCUUGAGAUAACUCAAGCUUUGUUGGCUUUUUGUAAUAUUUUAAUCGCUUGUAUAAGUUGAACUUGUUUUCUUUUUGUAUAGAAUACGCACCACAUUUUUUCUGUUAGGGUAAAUAUUUAUUGAGAGGUGAUCAUUUUGUUUCACCUUGCAUCGCUGUUUAAGCUGCGAUUAUGUAAUUUUUAAUAUCUUUUUACUAUUUAUAUUAGAUGUUUUUGUUAGCUUAUUUUUCUUGGGAUUAUGUAGCUCUUUGAGAAGAUUUAUUUUAAGAAGUUGAAAGGGAAUAGAUGAUCUACUAUUUUAUACUUGAAAUAGAUGUGAUACAGUAUUAAGAUAAGGUUUUAGUGUCCAUUCACCGUCGAAAGUAGUUGUUGCUUUAUUCUAUAGAACAACAAAACUUUUGAGGUAUUGCAGCUCUCAGGUGCAAGUACUGUAAUUUAAAUAAUAUGUAAGUUUUGAUUUAUAAUAAAUAUUUCCACUUGGUAAGA
Molecule: messenger RNA, 7125 nt
Organism: Megachile rotundata (alfalfa leafcutting bee)
Lineage: Eukaryota; Metazoa; Arthropoda; Insecta; Hymenoptera; Megachilidae
Gene: Klc
Product: kinesin light chain
Biological process (GO): microtubule-based movement
Cellular component (GO): kinesin complex; cytoplasm
Molecular function (GO): kinesin binding
Source: RefSeq, a predicted model, not a curated record